Molecule: messenger RNA, 2073 nt
Organism: Tricharina praecox
Lineage: Eukaryota; Fungi; Ascomycota; Pezizomycetes; Pezizales; Pyronemataceae
Exons: 4
Coding region: 1-2073 (690 amino acids)
Source: RefSeq, a predicted model, not a curated record
AUGUAUAACCACAAUCCCUACCAAUUUCCCGACCAGAACCUGGCGCGUCAGGAUUCGACCGCGUCGAAGGACUCCAAGGGCUCCGAAGACUCCCGAGGCACGGACUCGACCCGCUUUGGUGGAGGCUCAGCUGGUGCGUGGUACGAUGGAUCGGAAAACGUAAUGGCUUCAUAUACUGACAACGAGCUGGCUGAAAAUCACCGCCAGUAUGUCGCUCCGCGGCCGGUGAUGAUGUCGAGCGCCGAGCAGCGCCAGCAGCACCCGAGAGAGGCGCGAGAGCGGGCCAUGGGUUUUGACAGAGGCAUGGGACAGCAGCAGAUAAGCUCGAGCGUGCCGUCGCAAGCGCAAUCGUCGGGAUAUGGAUAUCAUUCGGUGCCGAAGCAGCCAGAAACAUUGGGCUAUGGGUAUCAUGCGAUGCAGCAGCAGCAAAUUCCUCAAGUCGUCGCUGGACCCGGUCCUCGAAUGAUGCCUUUCGCUCAGCAGCAUCAGCAGCAACUGCCUCAAAUUGUUGCGGGACCCAAUCAUCGAAUGAUGCCUUCCGCUCAGCCGCAUCAGCAGCAACCUCCUCACGUUGUCGCCGGACCCAAUCAUCGAAUGAUGCCGUCCGCUCAGCCGCAUCAGCAGCAACCUCAUCACAUUGUCGCUGGACUCAGUCAUGGAACGAUGCCUGUCGCUCAAGGCUAUCAGUAUGCGCAGAGCCCCCCGAUGAACCCUGCCCCAUCUAGCGGCGCUCCAGCGGUGUUGGGUCAGAACCGGCCUGGUGGAACUGUUCAGCACUUUGUCUUGGACGAUUUGGCGACGGCUUACAAGAAGCACGGUCCGGGUUCGAUGAAUCCAAACAACGUACCUAGUGGAUACACGACUGCUGCUGAUCCAGAAGCUCCCAAAGAGUCUCUGCUGUUUGCCCCAAGGAAGAUGUCGACAGGUAGGAAGGUUUCGUUGCCGCAGAAGAAGCCUGAGCCGAGGAUGGCAUCGGAGCCCCGCCAGAUUCCUGAGUCGAACAAGAUGAUCGCACCGAGAAAGUGGUCCGAGCCUACGAAACCGCAGACCCAGCCCGAGUCGAAGCACACUCUUGAUGUGGAUUUUGAUGCCAAUAAAUCUGCUGGUGGUGAGGGUUACUGGGAUGGGAGGCACACGGAGGCGCUCCUACAGUUGACGGGAGGGCGACCAAUGGGUGACGAGGCUCGGCUGCCGAAGUCCAAGCCUACUGCAAACUUCACCAACUUCAAGGAAACCUUGCUAGGGCGUGUCGCCGAGCAGACCAAGUCUCAUCUGGACAAGCAGGAGCACGUCGGACUAGCUUCGGGAAGCGGUGGCGGCGAGACACCUACAGAUGCCCCCACGGUAGCUGAGCUUGUUGAACACAUCAAUCGUUCUCGCAACAACACACUCGACAGCACCGCCGACCCGGAACAUCGCAGCAUCGGUGACAAAGUCCUCAACAUUCUCAAGCUCAAACCGAAGCACUCAUCCGAUCCAACCAACCCGGCCACAAUGGUCCGAUCACACCGUGUUUCACUUUCUCCGGCUCGCCAGGCGCACUUCUACGCGAAGUUCGAGCUCACGGUCUCCACCGCAAUCUCGAACUUCCUGUUGCAGCACGAGGACCUCCUCGACGAGGCGAAUCUCAACCGCGAGAUUCGGGCGUGGGAGGGCGGCUCCUGGAGCAUGUUCGAGGGCCCCUCGCAGAAGAGGUACCGACCCUCCGGGUUCAUGUUUCCGCUCGACGUGCAGCACCGCCUCCUCCAGAAGAACUGCGAGGCGUUCCUCAAGCACGGUGCAUUCAGCGACCGUAACGUCUUGCUGGUCCGCCAGGCCGCCAAGAUCAUCGCCGGUUGGGGACGAGUCGUCGACGGACUCCCCCACAAGACCCUCUGCGAGCCGGAUUGGCUGCUGAUCGAGCGGCUCCAAGGCGCCGAGAAGCUCAUCCAGCUUCUUGGAAACCACUUCCUCUCGAGCGAAGUGGCCAAUUACACCGCCUGGAAGCUGCAGAUGGUGAUGGAGAUCAUGGACGCCGCCGACCUCAUCCAGAAGCAGACGGACGAGGAGCAGCAGAGCGCCGCCGCUCUCUGA